Anneissia japonica is the source of this 2627-nucleotide messenger RNA. RefSeq names its product Golgi pH regulator-like. NCBI's taxonomy places the organism in Eukaryota, Metazoa, Echinodermata, Crinoidea, Comatulida, Comatulidae. Gene Ontology annotation, biological process: intracellular pH reduction. The record is from RefSeq and is a predicted model, not a curated record. Gene Ontology annotation, molecular function: voltage-gated monoatomic anion channel activity. The transcript is spliced from 11 exons. Gene Ontology annotation, cellular component: Golgi cisterna membrane.
AGAAUAAUGGCUGCCUCCUGUGUGACCGGCUCUGUUGAUGUGGAGCAUAAUUAACAUACAAUAUUCUGUAUGUAAACACACCCGAUAUUGCCUAAACAUGGCAUUUGUUUUAGACUCUUUUGUAAUGUUUACGACCCAGAUCCUUUUCUUCCUUGGUGGUUGGGUUUUCUUCAUGCGUGAGCUUUUCAGAAAUUAUGAGGUUCAUCACAAUCUUGUUCAGCUGAUUUUCUCUGUGACCUUUGCCCUUUCAUGUACAAUGUUUGAACUUAUCAUUUUUGAAAUCAUUGGCUUUUUAAAUGCAAGUUCUAGACUUUUCCACUGGAAGUUGGAUCUAUAUGCUAUCUUAUUCACUCUGAUAGUUGUUCAGCCUUUUUAUAUUGCAUACUACAUUGUCAGUAAUGUGAGAUUUGUUCAAAGGCGAUACACGACCACCUUAAUGCUGACAGUAUCAGCUUGGCUUGUGUAUAUAUACUUUUUCUGGAAGCUUGGGGAUCCAUUUCCCAUUUUGAGCAGGCACCAUGGAAUUUUGUCAAUUGAACAAGUGAUAAGCCGUGUUGGUGUUAUUGGUGUAACAUUGAUGGCGCUGUUGUCUGGAUUUGGAGCAGUUAAUUGUCCAUACACAUAUUUAGCUUACUUCAUACGUCAUGUGACAUCUUCAGAUAUACAGGCACAUGAAAGAAAACUCCUUCAGGUCGUUGACAUGAUCCUGACAAAAAAGAAAAGGUAAAAUAAACGAUACAAAAUCAAGGACAUUCCAAAACAAGAGAAGCCAUUGGUCGAUUCUGUAGCAUUUUGGUCUCAGCAAGUGUCUUUCAUUUUAGUUGGUAUAAUUAUUGUGACUUCAAUACGUGGACUUUUAAUCAAAUUAACUAAGUUUUUCUAUGCCAUUUCCAGUAGCAAAUCUUCCAAUGUGAUUGUCCUAUGCUUAGCACAGAUCAUGGGUAUGUACUUUGUUUCAUCUGUUCUCUUAAUGCGGAUGAACAUGCCACCACAAUACAGGGUUAUCAUUACAGAGGUUCUAGGCGACCUUCAAUUCAACUUCUAUCACCGGUGGUUUGAUGUUAUAUUUUUAGUUAGCGCCCUCUCUAGUAUUGUGUUUUUAUACCUGGCGCACAAACAAGCACCAGAAAAGAAUAUGUGAUGAAAGCAAGUAGACUGCAGAAUAAACCCACCUCCUUUCUCUAGAUAUGCUUGUCGAAAAGCAUUCUUAUUUGUUUUAUUGUAUUUGAUUUUUAUACCUGUAGUUUAUAGGGAACAAUAUUAAGUACUGUUAUAUUUACACAACUUUAUUAUACUCAUAUUAUGACAAGACUUUCAGCAGUGGUAGAAGCAGUGGUGGUGCCACAGAAAUUUGCCGACAGGAGGGUCCAGGCCACUAGGUGGAAGUUUUAUAGGUCACGCACCCAUCUGGUUAUUAUUGUGAUAAGAUAUUUAUCUUAUCAAAAUUGAUAUUUGUUGAAAUAUUAGAAAACUAUAUUACCUUUUUCUAAAAUUAUUUAUUUUGUAUAUAAAUGAAUCAUUAAAGUCUGCUCAGUGAGUCCAAUGUAGCAUAAGUCUGGUAUUUUAAGUGUGAUAAUACCGUAAUCCAUUUCUAGAGAAAUGCUAGCCUAAAUUUGCACAGAAUGUUAAAAGUAUUUAAAAUUGGACAUACUAUUGUCAAAUUAUAUUCUUAAUACACAUACCAUUUUUGUAAGUCUAAAUGAACUGUUUCCUUAGAGGUAACAACUAUGGGGACUGAGGUUGGUUUGGUCCAUAAUUACUAAAUCCCCCGACUCUUGAAUAACAAGACUGACUCUAUAAUUUAUUACCCUUGGUAAUACUUCUGUUAAUACAAUGAAUCUUUUCCACAGUUUAUAAAUUUGUAGAGAAAUUUAAAAUAAGAAUGGAUUUGCCAGAUAGCAUGUAUCUUCCUUUUAUUAUGACCUAUUCAGAAAUCAAGAUUUCUAAUUUGCCUCUUGCUCGCUUGCUACUAAAAACAAAUUAUGAUUAUGGUAUGAAAAUAGAGUUUCUUCCCAUCGAAUAGCCUUCACCUUACCUAGUACAGGUACCUUAAUUACUACUAACAUGUACUUAUAAUAGUAUCAUUCGGCCACAACCAGGAUGGAUGCCACAGCAUUCUUCAGGCUUAAAAAAUAAGGUCAGAUAUUAGCUUUAUAAUAAUACUUGAAUAUUUACAUAGUGCCAAUUCCAAAAUAUAUGAUCAAAGGCGCUGAGUGUUAUUACCCUUGGUCAUUGGAUAACUUACAAUGGCAAACCAGCACACAAAGUGCAACCUUCUCAUACGCUCCUUGCUCAGCGCAAAAAACUAGUGCAUUCAAUGUUACAACAUCCUACCAAGUACCCAUUUAUACUCCUGGGGACACAAGCGACUUGCACAGCGAGAGUUUCAAACCCCUGACCUCGAGGUUGGGAGUCCAAGCCACAACCGAUGCGCCAACCGCUUCGGCUCUGGAAAAAAUGUAAUAAAAUACAAGAAUUACUCUUGUCCUUCUGUUAUACCAAAUAUCACAGAACUUUCCAAUCCACUGAUGUGUUCUCAUAGUAUCAGUUAUAUCUUCUGUAAAGUAUCUCUGGUAUAUUUUAAACAUUACAAAACUGAAUAAAAACAAAGACAUGUUGAACUUUCA